AUGCGCUACCGAAAGGUGGGUGUUACCGAAAGGGGGGUGGGGCAUGGUACCACCUACGAGUCCGAGGCCGAGGCUACUCGUGCCUGCAAGACCGUAGGCUGGGAGAUAGGCUUUGGCCUUAGGCGCCGGAAUGCGAAGCCUUCGGCUCGUGCGCCGACCUAUGUGUUGCUCGUCUGCACGAAGUACGGCCCGUACGUUGAUAACCACGACCCAGGCGUACACGAGUCGAAGAGCCGGCCGAACACAUCGUCACAAUGCACCGACUGCAAGUUCGCCCUUGGGCUUAAGAAGCAGCCUGGAGCGGGAGGCGGCUGGACUGUGCAGCCUACCGCGAAGUGCGAGCCUCACAAUCAUCCCUUUACUCCAGCUAUCACACACAGCGGCUUCCGUGCCGAAGUCAUCAGCCAACGCCGCAAGCAUAUAAUACACUUAUACAACUGCGGCCUCCGCCCAUAUCUCAUCGCGGCACACCUUCGUGGCCUAGUCCACGAAGACCCUAGUCUCGGCGGCAUACAGGGGGCACACAUCGCGAACGCCCUCGCGGCACACCGGCGCGAGGAACUUGCCAAUCGUACGCCCAUACAAUUCCUCUAUGACCUUCUCAAAGACUCGUCCUUCGGCUUCUUUCGCGAUGCACGUGACGGGAGAAUCGGCUAA
Messenger RNA from Hirsutella rhossiliensis, 657 nucleotides. RefSeq lists its product as uncharacterized. The coding region runs from base 1 to 657 and encodes 218 amino acids. The record is from RefSeq and is a predicted model, not a curated record. The transcript has a single exon. Lineage: Eukaryota; Fungi; Ascomycota; Sordariomycetes; Hypocreales; Ophiocordycipitaceae.